AUGGCGACAACCUUCGCUGCGCAGCUGCGCUCCAUCGCUCAGAAUUCGACCAAUACACUAGAUCUUCGAGCACGGCGCGAUGCCCAUGGCGAGUCCCUGAUAUUCGAGAAGUCAGUUGCUGUCAAGCAAGACUGGGACACUAUCUACCAAAUCUGCGUUGAGGGAUUUCAAGAGCUGUGUCUUUUGGAUUCGAGACUGGAAGAAUUCAACCAGAACCUCUUCAGCCCAUACGCAAAAGCCCAAGAUCGAGACCAACUCAGCAGAAAACAGAACGAGGCUCUCGGUGUGGUAAUAGAAAAAUGUCUGGCUCUUAUUGGCGGCAAACUUCUCCUCCGCCCUGGAGUCAAAGCCGUGGAAUGGCUUGUGAGGCGAUUUCGGGUACACUUCUACAACACUGGGCCCUUGCUCUCGACAUUUCUUCCUUAUCACGAAAGUCCAGUAUUCCGGAAUGUCUUGAGUAUUAUUCCCGCAGACAAAAUUACAAAUGAGUGGAAGUUCUUGGGUCCAUAUCACAAGAUCACCGCCAGUGUGCCACGGCAUGCCAUUGUAUACAACGCCACUCACAACGAAGCAUUUUUCUCAAAUUUCAACGGAUAUGUUAUUCGCGCAUGUCAAGAAGGAGCAGGACACACUUUACUUCUUCGAUUUUGGGGUAGCAUGACCGUCGAGGCAAUUACAGGACGAUUAAAUCAAGCCAAGAGUGGCCGAAGAGAAGUUCAGAAGCAGCGACAGGAAGAUAUCUUACUGAAAGUUCUUCCUCUUUUGAUCGAUGGCUUCGAGAUUCAAGACUGUCGCGAGUUGACGAUCACCUGUUUCACUAUCGCUAUUGUUUUGGCCAACAGCGCAGACCUGGAAGAUUCCGUAAUUGAUUCUCUCAUGGGUGCCGUGGCUCCGUUUCUCAAUACUUCCGAAGAGGAGUCCCACUCUGCUCUCACAUGUCUAGCCAUCAUCAUUCCACAGAGGUCGAUUCAGCGAGUUUCGAAACAAGUUCUUCAGGCUGCGAUGAAAACAAAGGAUCUUGAUGUGAAACUUUUCCAAUUACACUCCCAAGUUCCUGUGCACGAUCUGCUCGAGGCUUUGCUAGCUUCUUCACUACUGGCCCUCAAGAAGAGAGCCAAUGAAGCGAAAAUCUCAUUCACAAGUUCUCUACUAAAAUUAUCACCUCAGAUUUUGAACCCGAGUGCGAUCAGCAAAUUGAUUGCCUUGUUGCUUCAUCAGGUACAGCAGGCUGAUGCAUCUGAAGAAUUAGCAUCCAAUGUUCGAGUAAGAUUGAUCGAGAUGUUACAGACGUUGAACACCAUGCCGAAUCUUUCAGAAUGCUUUUCUCAAGCCGCUUCACUGGCUGGAAAAUCUCUAUUAGAGGUCGAGGGCAUUAUGGGAGAGAUUGUAAAAGCUCCCGUUCAGCCCAUGCUUUUGGAUGCAGAUACUAUGGAGCUUGAAUCGGAUCAUCUUCCCGAAAAGUCACAGACUAAGAUAAACACCGUCUUAGGUGAUCUUCCAACGCAACCAGGUGAAGAAUCCUUCUUUGAGCCGAGAAGUUCUCACUAUGCACAAUUUGCUCAGGCUUUCAGAACCUGUAGCAGAAGCACUGCUCAUUUGAAAUUAUUCGAAGAACUCCCUCUCUGGGAAAAUGAGGAGACUCAAUUUCAUCAUCUUUAUGAGAGCUUUGUUCUUAGACUUGCCUCAAGCGCUUCUGAUGCAUCAGAUCGUGCUAUUGCAAUAUCCAGCAUCAUAAAGCGAGUUGAGAGCUAUUCUCACGCGACGUGUCAGUUUCUCCUUCCCCAUCUGACCGUUUUGCUCUCAGAUUCUGCACAUAUCGUUAGGCGAGCUACUGCGACAGUCAUGGCAACCCUACAGCAACACCUUGGUGAGGAUCAUCUGGAAGGGUCAUCUGAACGCAGUGAAGAUGCGGAAGUUCACGAUGCGAUGGCACUUCCCAAAACUAAGCGAGUACCUUCCAGAAAUCUCGCAAAAAUUAUUCAGCAAGCAUACGUCCCUGCUCUGGAAGAGUGCAUCCUCGAUUCCAUGCACGUCAGCAGAAUUCUGCACAUUGCACUUGACAGUACUCCACCUUCGGUUUCUAACGGGAUCAAUGUCAAUAUAGAACUCAAAAAGCAGUUACGACACAACUUAUUCGACCUUCUGACCACGUAUGCAGUUGCAUGCCCGUUGUGGAAGAUCCGAAUAUCCACCGUGGAGUUACUUGAUGGCGUCCAGAAGGUGGGAAAUACUGCCACCAGUAAGGUCCUUUCACCAAUUCUCAACGCAUGGGCUGCCUAUUCGGAAGCUGAAGCCACAGAAAUUGUCAACUCGGAAGGCCUCUCGGUAUCCAAAGUCGAUCAGACUCUGGUUCGAUUGGUCAAUGCGCAAGAUGCAGAAGCAGUAGAACGUUUUCUCGUGAUGCUUGAUGAUAAGCACACGCACAUUCGACCUGCCCUUGUAGAUGCCUUCUUCGAUCGUGUCGGGGCGAUCUGGCCAGAUAUGCGCUCUAGUGCUCAGGUUGCGGCUACGACUCGACUUUUUGAAAUGUCCUUCACCAAGGAUACCCUCCUUGCAAGAGGCAGUCGCAAAGUCUUACAAUCUAGCUCUCUGAAAACUCCUGUGCUAGCCACAAUUCUUGAGCACGCUCUUGUUGGUUUGACGCAGAUGCAACCAGAAGGACCACCCAAAAAGAGGAUUAGAACGAGUCACAGCAGAGAAAGUAUGUCGAAAGACCUUGUGCUCGAUUUCGACCCGGCAGUUUCGAGGUUGACUUUUGCCCUGGAGAUUGUGGACAGUUCCAAGCCAGAAACUCAUCCUGAGUUACUCCCUUAUCUUUUUGAUCUUCUUCUCACGCUGAGGCGUCUCAAAGAGAAGACUACUUCAGAGUCACCAUAUCUCCUUACCCUCUGCCUCAGCAGCAUCUUGGCCAUUGUCAAUCAAGCUCUCACUACACGGAAGUCAGUGAUCGACUUGUCUAGUAUUCGUGCUGAUCUGGUCAUCGAGUGCGUUCGAUCGUCCGACAGUCCCCAGGUUCAGACAACGGCACUGCUACUUGCCGCAUCAUUGGCUUCUGUGGCGCCCGAUCGGAUCUUGCACAAUAUCAUGCCCAUCUUCACUUUCAUGGGUAAUAGCCUCUUUUCGCAGGAGGAUGAACGUUCAGUCUACGUCACCAACCAAGCAAUCGAUCAAAUCAUUCCUCCAUUAGUAAGAACAUUGCAGAAGCAAGAUGCAAAGAACUUGAUCAGCGCAACCUCAAGCUUGCUCUCCAGUUUUGUAACUGCUUACAGCCAUGUGCCUCAUCACAGACGUGUCGCAUUCUACCAUCGAUUGCUGGCCCGACUGGGUGUGGAUGACUUUGCAUUUGCUGUCAUUUCGUUACUUGCGACUUCCCAUCAGCCAUAUAAUGAUUUGCCAGAGUUCUUCGCUACUCUCAUGGGUGGUUCCGCAGCUCCCACCCAGCUUCUUACCUAUAGAAAAAUCAUGGAUUUAUCGCAGGAUUUGUUCGCCGCUAAACCGCACAAUGCUGAGUCUUUGCUGAAUGUGGCAGCCAAAUCCAAAACAGAAAGGGGGUCUAUUGCGCAGAUCUUGUUUGCAACUGCUGCCAAUCUGCUCAAAUCAACAAGUCUGAAAGCACAGGCACGGCGACUCAGCAAAUUCGGGAAGACCAUGUCUGAGCAAUUCCAAGAAGAAUACAAGGCUUGCAUUCGACAGGUUUUAGCACUUAUGCAGGACCAGAAAGCUGACCACCCAGAACUUGUAUCGCCUACAAGGAACUGUCUGAGUGCUCUGCUCGAGCUACCUUCUUUGGCAGAAUUUUUGAACACUGUGCCCGGGCUUCUUCAAGAACUCGAACAAUCUGGUGAUCAAGAACUUCAAGUGCUAGCUCUUAGAGUACUAGCCAGUCAGCUUCAACACAAUGCGGCCAAAGAUUCAAAGACAAACUCUGAAGCGACUGGAUUCCUUCCCACACUGAUGACGAUCAUAAAGACCUCGGGCAACGAAAAUUAUCGACACGCAGCGAUUGUAUGUCUCGACAGGAUAGUGGACGUCUAUGGUCGUAAGAACCCAGACUCAAUCCUCGAAGUGGCCAAUGUUCUUGUGCAAGGAGACCAUGGCAUCAGUUCUAAUGAUGCCAGAACUCAAGUGAUGGCCGUCCUUUGCCUAGCUUCGAUGAUGGAGGUUUUGAAAGAGACAGCCAUUCCGAUCAUUCCACCUUCCAUGUCCAAAGUGCUCGAUAUCCUGAGAACCAGUACUGGAGGCAGUAGCCGCAACACAGAGUUACACAGUGCAGCUUUUGCAUUGCUGUCGGCAUUCGUCUCACAUGUGCCAUUCAUGAUAUCGGACGAGCAUGUUGUCGAGAUCAUCAGGUUCUCGUACGAGUCUGCUAGGGCAAAAUUGGAUGUUUCAUGUACCGAGUCAAGAAAAGAGACUCUAUCUCUGAUUGCACACAAGUUGGAUCUUGAUAUCGUGACAAAUGGCCUCCUACUGGCGCUUCAAGAGGUAAUUUCUAGCUCAGUCAUGGAUGCCGAUGCCAUCUCCGAGCUACUUAUUUUCAUACACCAAACUAUAGAACGGUCCUCGAAGUCCUCAGUUGUGAAAUCUUCGGAUUUGAUAUCGACGUUAGUUCUACGAAUAUUGGAUCUCCGUCGUCUCGCACAGGUCGCUGAAAGUCCAAACAACACCGAAGAAGACAAAAGACAUCUUACAGAUGAGGAUAUCCUCACUGUCGAAUCAAGACUACAUACCCUUGUCAUUUCCUUCAUCUACAAACUCAAUGACACAACCUUCCGGCCCGUUUUUGAGAGUUGGAUCGACUGGGCGAUAAAAGGGGUAGAUCUAUCAGAGGUGGAAGAUUAUCACUCCAACUCAGCUUCAAAACUGGCCCGUACCACCAGUUUAUUCAACCUCCUCACUCAUUUCUUUAACGCCCUCAAGAGUAUUGUCACAAGCUACACUUCAUACAUCCUCGAGCCAGCGAACCAAGUACUGUUGGAAACGUUAAACUCGAUCACUGAAACCUCAACUUCUCACAACACAAUACCACUCUAUUCAUCAACACUUACACUCCUCUCGACAACCCUCGCCCACGAUGCCGAUGGCUUCUUCACCUCCCCCUCGCACUUCACGCCAUUAUGCACCAAUCUCGUCUCCCAACUAACACUCCUCAGCACAAAAACAAAAAGCAAAUCCCUGCGCAAGAUAAUCGAAGCAUCGGUACCAAGCACGCUGAUUGCGCUGGCGACCGCCACGAUCGACACGCCGGCGCACCACCACGCACUGAAUCACCAACUCUGCCAGCUGCGCCACAACGACUCGGCCGCCGUGCGUCUCGCGGCUAUUCGCCUACAGAUCGCGCUGACGGAGGACGAAGAGGUCGGCGACGAAUGGGUCAACAACGUCGUCGUCGGUACCGCGACGGAGGGUGUGGGCGGCAGUGGCGAGACCAUGGUCUACGUCAACGAGAGUCUCGAGGACGAUGACGAGGCUGUCGAGGCCGAGGUGCGCAAGUGGGUCCGCAUAGUCAGGGAGAGGGUCGGCGAGGAUGUCUUUGAGGUGUGA
This is a messenger RNA of Exophiala bonariae, 5541 nucleotides long. RefSeq lists its product as uncharacterized. Gene Ontology annotation, biological process: positive regulation of transcription by RNA polymerase I; maturation of SSU-rRNA from tricistronic rRNA transcript (SSU-rRNA, 5.8S rRNA, LSU-rRNA). Lineage: Eukaryota; Fungi; Ascomycota; Eurotiomycetes; Chaetothyriales; Herpotrichiellaceae. The transcript has a single exon. Gene Ontology annotation, molecular function: snoRNA binding. The record is from RefSeq and is a predicted model, not a curated record. Bases 1 to 5541 code for a protein of 1846 amino acids. Gene Ontology annotation, cellular component: t-UTP complex; 90S preribosome; small-subunit processome.